CACCCCCCUCCGAUGACCGAUAAGGACCCUCGCAACUUGGACAUUCAGGCGAUAAGCGUUGCCAACUCGCUUGGAAGUUUGGGGUCCGAAGAUAAAGAGUUCGGUCGCCUGUCGCUUUUUACGUCAAGCUUGUCACAGGGUUGGACCAUACUUUAAUCUUCCCUUCCGUCGCCGAACCGUCGAAUCACACGACUUCAUAUUUUAGCUUCGAGGCUCAAGUGGCAUCCUGUUCUAUCAAAGUCGUUCUCUUUUGGCUCUACGAUCCGACGCGCCCUGGCUCCGAUGAUAUAAUAUGGCAAGUCCCGGCGAAGGCGCUGGGCAAAGCACGGAGGCUCUUGGCGAUCAACGGCAUUACAUUGAGCUUUCUUCCGACUCGGAGAGCUCGUCUGAAGGAGAAAGCGUUGCUAGUAUCUCUUUGGAUGUAUGUCGUUGGCGUACAGCUCGGUUCCACGACCAAGAGUGCUCUCGAUUCUUUGACUGCCCUUCACACCUGGUGGAGCGACAUCUCUCGGACGACGAGGUUGAACCUGCACAUGCGGUUGCGGGAGUAGUUUCUCCACGACAUGGGGGAUUGUCUCCAGGUGACGAAGUCGAGCAUGACGGGACGGCGCAGGAUACGGCUAUUACAGGAUCGGAGGGAUCUUCCCCUGUUGAUCGUGUUAGCAUGCCCGCUACAUCCCUGACUGAGACACCCAGGAGACGCCAGGAGUCGCCUCGAGAGGCAAGCAUCGAAGCUAUAUCGUGGCAGCUACAGGAGGUGUUCCAGGCUAGUCAUACGUCGAGGGCUGCAAACCUGAGGACCCCGGUGGUUGAUCUCACAGGCGACUCCCCGUCUCCACCCACGACUAUGACAGAUUGGAGACCAACAGCCGGACGGGAAAAUCAGACACAAAUGGACAGGAGUCAACAGACAGAGGGUAGCGAAGGAGGCCCCAGCUUUGUACUGCCACGAUGGCAACCUGACGCCGAAGUGACCGUCUGCCCGAUCUGUCGGACGCAGUUCAGCUUUUUUGUUAGAAAGCAUCAUUGCAGAAAAUGCGGACGUGUAGUGUGUAACCGUUGUUCGCCGCACAGAAUCACAAUACCGAACCAGUUUAUCGUUCGACCUCCCGACCAGCUUGGGGUAUCCGACCAGAGAUACGCGUUCUCCCUCCUCGCCGGAGAAGGCGGUUAUGCGGAUCUCAGCAGCCUCGGCGGUGGUGAACGUGUUCGUCUUUGCAAUCCGUGUGUUCCAGAUCCGAACCCUUCGCCCCCAGGACCCCAGCGGGCACCAAAUCAGGCAUCCACACGGAGAACACAUCACAGGUCCCACAGUAACGCGGUCGCGGGGCCCGGCUCCAUGCCGUCUUCCAGCCGAUAUCAGGAAUACUUUCCAGCUGGCUCUGUUCAAGAUAUGUAUUCUGCUAGAAAUAGAAGCGUGACGCAUUCUGGUUCUAGUUCUGGAGUUGCUGGUCCGUCUAGAGGCACUGUUGGGUCUACCCAGAGCCGUUUUCAUGGGGGGGCACCGUUCACUUACUCGUCUUCGUCAUCUGCCGUCUAUCCUGGAUCUGGCAGUUCUCAUUCACGGCGCCGAUCCAUGCUCGACUCUGGACUUUCGUCGUCUUCGUCCCCGGCAAGAAACCGUGCCCUACCACCCCCUCCUCAAAUUCCCGAAGAGGACGAAUGUCCCGUCUGUCAUCGAGAACUGCCGUCUCGAGAUUUGCCCGACUUCGACUCAUUGCGCGAAGCUCACAUCACCGACUGCAUUACAUCACACAGCACCCGCUCUAGUAGCGGGGCAGUUAUGGCGGAGGCCGCAGGCGGCACUCCUCCUCCCCGUGCUCAUCGUCGCACGGGUAUGUUCCCUUACGUGGCUACCGAAAAGGACUGUGUCGACUCGGCCGAGUGUACAAUCUGCCUGGAGGAAUUCGAAGUAGGUGUGCCUAUGGCCAGGUUGGAGUGUCUAUGCCGAUUCCAUCGUGCUUGCAUUUCGGCUUGGUUCGUCAAGAACCCGGGGCGCUGCCCCGUCCAUCAACACGACGGUUUCGGAUAUUGAUGGGAAUGGCAACGAAAGAAACGAUACGAUUUUUUUUCUGGGAUUAUUCGUUCUCCGCCUGUUUCCCCCCUCCAUCCUAGACCGCUGUAACUUCACUUCGGUCUUAUGGUGUUUUACAGCGAUCUCUAUCUUUCUCGUGCCCAAGUUGAGCAUCAUCUCACAACAUCUUUAUGUCCCUUGGAUUGUUCUAGCUGGGAGGUUGGCGCUAUGUUUAACUUUAUGGUGUUGGCGUGGCUUGUAGACGUUGGGAGCGGCAAUGACUAUAUAUUUCUCCUUGGCUAGAAAGAAAAGAUUGCGUCUUACCGAGUAGAUGUUUGAUGAGAUGGACUUCUACCAGUUAAUUGGCUUUAUUUAUUUAUUCCCAGCUUAUCAAGUACACGUAGAUGUGUGUGUUU
Sodiomyces alkalinus F11 is the source of this 2430-nucleotide messenger RNA. RefSeq lists its product as hypothetical. Gene Ontology annotation, molecular function: metal ion binding. The record is from RefSeq and is a predicted model, not a curated record. Bases 293 to 2035 code for a protein of 580 amino acids. The transcript has 5 exons. NCBI's taxonomy places the organism in Eukaryota, Fungi, Ascomycota, Sordariomycetes, Glomerellales, Plectosphaerellaceae.